Messenger RNA from Frankliniella occidentalis (western flower thrips), 3859 nucleotides. It is a transcript of the gene Ero1L, whose product is annotated as ero1-like protein. The record is from RefSeq and is a predicted model, not a curated record. NCBI's taxonomy places the organism in Eukaryota, Metazoa, Arthropoda, Insecta, Thysanoptera, Thripidae. Gene Ontology annotation, biological process: protein folding in endoplasmic reticulum. The transcript is spliced from 12 exons. Gene Ontology annotation, molecular function: protein-disulfide reductase activity; FAD binding; thiol oxidase activity. Gene Ontology annotation, cellular component: endoplasmic reticulum membrane; endoplasmic reticulum. The coding region runs from base 303 to 1700 and encodes 465 amino acids.
UAUAUAUACCCGCUGAGGGUGUCGUAGGGCCCCAAAGCACAACCCAGCGGUCCAAAACUGUGAAAAGGGGGAGUGUUCCGUUCUCGCAUGGUUCUCAAAAAGUUGUGUCCAGGUGUCCAGCAGCCGACGCUGACGAGUGGGGCGUCAACUUGAGGUUCUGACGUGCCCAUUAGCACGUACAUUGUUUACAGUUAGGUUUUGGUUAUGUCAACAAAUAAUCCGAGAGUGAGCUGUCCCCAUUGUUUUGGCCACUUGGAAACUUUUACAAGGCUCUUGAAAAAAAUUAAUUGGGGGGGAUAAUAAUGAAGGUAUACUACGGUGCAGCUCUCUGCCUCUUCCUUCCCUUAAUUUGUGUUGCUUAUUUCACCACUGAUACCAGUCAAAGUUGUUUCUGCAAGUUAAAAGGAAGAAUUGACGAUUGCAGUUGCAAUGUAGACACAGUCGACCACUUUAAUAAUAUGAAAAUAUUUCCUCGACUUCAGAGUUUAUUAUCAAAUGAUUAUUUCCGUUUCUACAAGGUUCAUUUAAAAAGGGAUUGUCCGUUUUGGACGGAUGACAGCAGGUGUGCAAUGCGUUAUUGCAAUGUUCAAGCUUGCCAGGAAGAAGACAUUCCACCCGGACUAAAGCAGUAUAAUCACAAUUCUAUGAACUCAAUCUUCGGCAAUCAAGAUAUGUCACUGCGGUUCUAUGAUGGAAAUGAGGACUGUGAAGAUCCCGAAGCAGACCAUGACGAUGAACUAGGAUUUAUCAAUACCACUAUAAGUGCUGCAGCAUACGAAGAGUUUGAAAAAUGGCAAGCCCAUGAUGCUCUAGAUAAUUUCUGUGAAUUGGGUGAUGAUAAAGAUGCCCAGUACGUUGAUCUAUUGCUAAAUCCUGAGCGCUAUACAGGUUAUAAGGGUAAAUCAGCUCAUAGAAUUUGGAACAGUAUAUACAAGGAAAAUUGUUUUAGACCAGAAAAUCACUAUGAUUUAUUUAUUCAGUCGUCUCAGCUUGACAGAAUGUGUCUGGAGAAAAGGGUGUUCUACCGAGUGAUCUCAGGAAUGCACACCAGCAUUAAUAUACAUCUCUGCUCUAAAUAUCUUCUUUCUGAUAAAGAAUCACUGAUAGCACCUAAUGGGAAAUGGGGACCUAAUUUAGAGGAAUUCAAACGUCGUUUUAGCCCAAUGACAACUGACAAUGAAGGUCCGCACUGGCUGCGCAAUUUGUAUUUCCUGUAUUUAUUAGAACUCAGAGCCCUUGCAAAAGCUGCCCCUUACCUUGCAAACGAGGAGUUCUAUACUGGUUCAGAAGAAAAUGACAGUGAUGUGAGAGAUGCUGUUAAAGAUCUUCUAUCUGUUAUCAAAUCAUUUCCCAGUCAUUUUGAUGAAAGUUCUAUGUUUACGGGUGGAGCUCAAGCUCGAGAACUGAAGGAUGAGUUUCGACAGCAUUUUAGGAACAUUUCAGUCAUUAUGGAUUGUGUUGGUUGUGAUAAAUGUAAACUAUGGGGAAAAUUACAGGUUCAAGGCAUAGGAACUGCACUGAAGAUUCUAUUUUCAGGAAAAUUUGACAGUCUCAGUCCUCCUGGACUGCAGCCUGGACAGACAGCAAAAAGUCAGUUUCAACUUCAGAGAGGUGAAAUUGUCACACUCUUUAAUGCAUUUGGAAGAUUAUCCAACAGCAUAAAUGAAUUAGAAAAGUUCCGAAACUUGAUACGGGAGUAGCACCUCCUAUCAGAGCUGUGACUGCGGGCCGUGUGCUAUUACAUCACAUUGUGAUAUUUUUGUUUUAAGAAGUGUUUGGGCCACUCUUUUGAGUAAUCAAAAUAAUUAUUGUGCUGUGACCAGGAAGGCAGUAAAACAUUCCUGAAUGUAAAGACAAGUCCUCUCUGUUUACUAGAAGAUGAUAGAUUUUGGAAGUGCCUGAUACAGAGCAUGCAUCAUUAAGUCCUUGGCAAUUUGAUUUUGGAUAAUAUGUCAAAAAAUUUCAAUUUGUGUUCCUAUAUAUUAAAGUUAUAGCUGCACUUUUUCAUCUCAUUCUACAAGAAAAAUGUCUAGUGCAUCGCAUCUGAGGAAAGUCAAUUCAAAAUCAAUUCAAAAUAUGUCAUAUCCUAAAGGCUCAUUUUCUAUCUAAAUGUUAAAGGGGGUAUUUUCAUUUUAGGAAGCAAUAUUUAUUUUGAAAAACAAAAUAUUUUGAUCUAAUGACUUUAAAAUGACAAUUUAAGACACUCUGGAAGAAAAGGGCAUUCAACCAGAGUUAUUUUUACAAUGACUGAUUUUAUAAUUUCUUGAUAUUUCGUCUUCAAACAACUCUCAUAUAGUCUAUGUACUUAAGCCUCCUCAAAAAUUUACAACAGUCAUUCUAGAUUGUUUUGGGUAGUAUAUUUGCUUUACAGCUUCUGUUGUGUACAUCAGUGAGAUCUUGAGGUUUUCUGAAGUACUCAUAAUUAAACUGUUUUUAAAGCACCAUUCCUGAUAAUAGUGUUGUGUGCAUUGCACUAUAGUGUGCAAGAAUGAAAAUAUUAUUUUGUGGUGCAGCUGUUAAGAAUUUUGGAUUUUGGAUCACCACAUCAAUUAGUCUAUUUAUCAAACUGCUGCUUUAAUGUAAUCUAGUACUGUAAGUGUUUUAAUUGACAGACUAACUUGUAAGUUUCAUCCAUUUUAGGACAGUUCAAAUUUGAAUUUUGUUAUGGCACACUCGUGUUUGAAAGUAGAGGUCUUUUUGUUUUUGACUACUUAACAUUUAUCUUUGACUGUAAUGACCGAUUUAGUCUUGGUGAAGCCGGUAAAGCUGAUGCCACACAGUCAUUUGUUUUGAGUAAACUGAUUGGUUGAACGAGAACUGAAGCCAGCUUCAAGCUGGUUUUAAUCAAUCAGAUACCUAAAACAAAUGACUGUGUGGCUUCAGCUACACAGGCUUCAUACCUUCAUCUUUCAUGAAUGAAUCAUGAAGUAUAUGCAGCUAUAUGUUUACUGACAGCUCAAACUCUAGAAUCAAUCAUUGAUAGAUCAUGACUUUAUAACAUCUCAAUGCUGUUUUCAGAUAAGGUCAAUUUGUUUCUUCCACUCUAUAAAUAAGAGGAAGUUUUUACAGAUUAGAUUUCAAUAUCCUCGCUAAUAUACUUGGAUGUAACAUAAUUGUCUCUUUGAUUCUUUGUGGUAACUGUGUAUUUAUAAUUGUGAUGGUAGUAUAAUGGAAACUUUCCAGUUUUAGGUCAUUGUAAACAACUAACCCCUGAAGAAAGCCUUACUUAGUGUUUGGAAACAGCUAGGUGUAUUUCUUGGUUGUUUGUAUGACUGUGAUAAUCUUGUACCUUAACAGAUAAAUAUUAUUAGUAGCUCCAAUGUGGAAGCAAUUUUCUAUUUUGUUUUAGCUUUCAAAAUUUUAUAUACAACCUUCCAUGUGUUGUUAAGUUUAAUUAUUAUUUUUUUUGUUUCAAUAGCUCAUUGUACAAAAUCAAAAUUUAAGUAUCUUAUCUUCCAUCUUUGAACCAGUGCUUCUCACCUUUUUUAUGCAGUGUAUAUCAGUCUACUUGCCUUCUGUAGUUAUUUGUUCUUAUUUAAUAGAUCUAUACUGUAUUCCUCAACCACCUAAAAAGUUGACUCAAGCAACAUGCAUGUUUGCAGGUUCUAGCUUUUUGGAGCCUAAUACAAAACUUGCAUAGUUAAAUUCAAAACUAACUGCUAGUGAAAAAAACUGCUGUUUUAUUUUGUUAAUCACUCCCUAUAUAUUUUGCACUCAAACAUUGUGUAUGUAUGGUUUAUCAAGCACCUGGUUCUGUUCUUGGACAUGUCAACAUUUUCAUCUGAUGUAAAAUGUUCCUGCACAUGUAAAAUGGACUGGGAUAUCUUUGUUAUUAAAGAAGUGUGAUCAUUUAGAGCAA